GUGGGUGCUUUCAAACGAUGAGGCCCAUUGUCAUGAGGAGUACAAUGGUGUUUGUUGUCGAUGCCGAUGGAAGUGCUGGGACCCAGGAGCGAUGUCAACGUGUCCUGAUUUUCCUGGCCCUGCUGCUGUGUCUAGCUUCAUCGCUGACAUUCGGAGCAAAGGCCAUGAACGAUGGACAAGUUGUGGAAUCUUUCCUUCCCAGCCCAGGUUCUCACCCUAAGAAGAGACUGAGGAAGGGUCCUCGCCCUGCAGUGAUUAUUGCCGCUGUGUUGGUAUCGGUGCUGGUACUGGGGACCCUGGCUGGUAUCUUGUGCUGGUACUUUACAGACCCGUCUAAUGGACAUUUCCCUGAGGGUCGGGUGGGGAACACAGUCCAGACGUACAGCGGACACCUCACCCUGUCAAACAUUCAGUACACCAGCCAGCUGGAGAGACCAGAGACGACAGAGUUCCAGCAGAUCGCCAGGGAACUUGAACAGAUUAUUAAUGCCUCUUGUAGGAAAGUACCUGAACUCUCCUCAUUUUUUGUGACAUCGCGUGUGUUUGACUACAGUGAUGGCCCUGACCUGAAGGUUUAUUACUACGCCCAAUUCGAGAUACCUCCGGAAAAUCAGGAUGUGCUUCCCAAGUUCCGUGAGGAUGCGCUGACUGGGAGCCUGCGGCAGACUGUUCAACAAGUUCGCCGAUCACAACUACUCACCGAUGUGACCAUCACCGCAGUGACAUCUUCCCUUGCUAACUCGAAGCUGGUGAUGAACCCUGAAGAGAGAGCCUGUUAUCACACUUUCCAUGCAAAGGACACAGACAUGACAUUCACCUCUCCGGGAUAUAACAAAGACGGAUAUCCCAACAACAUUCAUUGCCAGUGGAUCCUACGAGCGACAAGAGAUCACGUCAUCUAUCUCGAAUUCCUGGACUUCAACACUGACGAUGACUGUGGCAAUGAUUUCGUCAUGGUUCACGAUUCGCUGAGCCCGGCAGAGGAUGAUGUCAUCACCAAGAAGUGUGGGAAGCGACCCUCCACUAACCACCUCUCUGUGAUAUCGUCUGGCAAUGUGAUGCUUGUCACUCUCCUGAGUGAUGAGAACGAGAGCUUCAAAGGAUUCUCAGCCAAUUUCAGCCAGCGAGAGAAACUGAAAGAAUGUGGAGGCACUUUGACGAAAUUAGCUGGGAAUAUCAGCACUCCAUACUAUCCGACCUUCUACCCCCCGAACAUAGACUGCACCUGGACGAUCAAGGUUCCAUCACAGUUGAAGAUCAGGUUGAGGUUUGAGAUGAUUCGUAUGGAGGAGCCGGGAGUUCGACAUGGUGAUUGUAUCAAAGAUUAUCUGGAGGUUGAUGGGGAGAGGUACUGCGGUGACCACUCUUUAAUCACUCUGCGGAUUGAGAGAUCUGAGGUUGAUGUCCGGUUCCACUCCGAUGAGUCCCACACUGACAAAGGAUUUACCGGAUUUUACCAGGCUUAUGACCCGAGCAACCCCUGUCCAGGAGAAUUUGCCUGUAAAUCUGGAUUGUGUAUCAGCUCCAGUCUUCGGUGUGAUGGUUGGAAUGACUGUGGGGACCUGAGCGAUGAACUGCAGUGUGAGUGCGAGGCCGAUCAGUUUACCUGUGCUAACGGAAUGUGUAAACCCAAACUCUGGAUGUGUGACCGAGUCAACGACUGUGGGGAUUACAGCGAUGAGAAAGCCUGCGGUAAGGGGGAAUGGGGUGAAGCGGGGCGGGGUGCUGAACGGCGUAGGGUG
Messenger RNA from Carcharodon carcharias (great white shark), 1742 nucleotides. RefSeq names its product suppressor of tumorigenicity 14 protein homolog. Gene Ontology annotation, molecular function: serine-type endopeptidase activity; protein binding. The transcript has 13 exons. The annotation marks the transcript as partial. NCBI's taxonomy places the organism in Eukaryota, Metazoa, Chordata, Chondrichthyes, Lamniformes, Lamnidae. The record is from RefSeq and is a predicted model, not a curated record.